Momordica charantia (bitter melon) is the source of this 1050-nucleotide messenger RNA. The record is from RefSeq and is a predicted model, not a curated record. Lineage: Eukaryota; Viridiplantae; Streptophyta; Magnoliopsida; Cucurbitales; Cucurbitaceae.
UCGUGUUGUGUGGGCCGGGGCUGCCUGAUUGCUUCUUGUUCAAGGGUGAUGAUAUGUGAUUGGAGUUAAAGAUGAUGAAUUAAGGCGGAGUAUAUAUAUAAGUUAAUUAGGACGUUGUGUUUUGAUUGGGUGAGAAUUAAGAAUAUGGGGCACGGGGGGUGGUGCAGGAAAGUGAAGGUGAAGAGAGGUUUGUGGUCUCCCGAGGAAGACGAGAAGCUGGUGAAUUGUAUAAGGAGAAGGAGUGGUGGUGGAAAUGGGCAUGCUUUUUCCUGGAGUAGCGUGCCUAAAUUGGCAGGGUUGGCGAGAUGUGGGAAGAGCUGCCGGUUGAGGUGGAUCAACUACCUGAGACCAGAUCUGAAGAGGGGUAGCUUCAGCGCCGAGGAAGAGAGGACCAUCGUGGACGUCCACCGGAUCCUGGGGAACCGAUGGGCCCAGAUAGCCAAGCAUCUCCCCGGCAGAACUGACAACGAGAUCAAGAACUUCUGGAACUCCUGCAUCAAGAAGAAGCUCCUUGCCCAAGGCCUGGAUCCCAAUACCCACAAUCUUCUCCGCCCGCCGCCUCCGCCUCCUCAACCAACAUUAAUAUCAUCAUCGUCGUCCAAUAAUAACACCACCUGCCCAGUCGGAGCCAUACCCGUUCACCUGGCGGGUGAUCCGGCCAGACCAACUACUUAUAAUAAUUGCAUCAAUACUGCUACUAAUCCCAGCCAACAGUUGCACAGGAUGUGGGAAUUAGAUGAUAUCACUCUAGAGCCUCACCCUGCAUAUGAUCACCACGUUCCUGCUCCUGCUCAAUUAAAGGAUUUUGAUUUUGAUUUUGAUUUUAUCCAUGAUUUUCAGGAGGAUUCGGUGAUGGAUGUGAUACCAAAUUCCCUUCUCAAUUACAACCACCACCCCGAUUAUCAAUAAUUCAAUCUGCUGCAUCCGCGGGUUUUUAGCUUCCAACUAGCUACCAACCGUCUUCUUACUUUAAUCUACCUACUUAUUAGGCUAUUAUACCUUUAGCUAGCAGCUUCUGUAAUAUAUAUGUACAUUAUAUUAUAUUCAUUC